CUAUGGAUCCAACACUCCUCAAAUCAAUUCUUGUUAAUGAAUAGAUCCGAUCCCAACUUCGAAUAUUGAAUUGAAAGGGAUCCAACACUCCUCAAAUCAAAUUUAAGCGAAAUGAAGCUAAUUCUUUAUAUAAUAAUAACCUGUUACAACGUGCUACUAGAGGGGAAGGAAAAUUGCCGUUAUUGGGAAACAAACGCACAACCUUACAAUAAAAAGUGUGUCGACUUAUCAGUGAGUUUUGUUAGUUCGUCGAUACAUCGUAAUAAAAGAAAAAAUAUGUAAGAAAAAUUUGACGAAGAAAAAGUGAAAGAAUCAUGUUUUUUACCAAAAAAAAAAAAAGAAUCAUGUUUAGUUGGGCUUAUAAAAGAUCAGUGCUACUUGGGCUUCUACCGCUUUAUUCCAUCUUGGCCCGGCCCGUUCACAAACAAUUUGAAACGGUGGGUUUCAAAGCGAGGGCUUAAUUUUCAGCUCCCGCCAAGAAAGAGAGGUGAACUUCACAGACGAAAUCAGAUUCUAGUUUGGCAGGCACAAGACAAGCGCGAGCUUCGUAAUUUCCCGCUCUCUAUCAGUCUCUUCCUCGAGCGAAAUCUUUUCAGGGGAGAAAUCCAGUGCAGCGGCCGCUUCUCAAUCCAAGUAAAACUAGCUGAAGUUUCUGCCGGCCCAUUACAAACCUACUACACCGCAGAAUUCUAGGGUUUCAAGCCGAACAGAAUGGCGGUGCUCAGUUGGAAGCACCACACCGUCAUCCAAGCUCUGAUGGCGCGUGGGCCGCUCCUGGAGGACGAGUUCCGUAAAAUCUACGCCGACGUUACUGGAAAAAACCAUAGUGCGAACCAAAAGGAUUUCAAUGAUUUCACGCUGAAAAUAAAUAAGGAGCUUUCGUUUGUCCAGAUGGAGUUGAGGUGCUGUCGGAACCAAAACGAUGGCCGAGUCUGUUAUGGAUUGGUCAACAAUAUUGCUGAUGAGCAAUCCAAGCUUGGGACGAAGUACUCUAUUCCACAGAUUGCUUUGUUUAAGGGAAUCGUAGAAGCGAUAGUACAAGAUGAAGCAGCUCAUGGUUGCAUUUCCACCAUUACAGCUCUCAACAUACGACUGGAGAAUCAGGUCCAGUUGGCAGCAGGUUCCCAAUCACAAGAUAGCCCACCUGAAAUCCCGGCUGCAAUAAGGAAUUUCUCAAUGUCCCAAAAGGACAGAACAAUCGAUGAACUCAUACGAGACAAGUGGCUUUCUCAAACUACUGACGGUGAUGUUGCCCUAGGGUUCAGAUCCUACCUUGAUCUGAGGAGCUUAUUCCAUAACAUGGGCAUUCCUCCUUGUGAAGUCUGCAACGAAAGCGGCGUCAAUGCUAAAGUGUGCCCAACUGAAGGCUGCAAUGUCCGAAUUCAUGAGUACUGCUUGAGAAAGAAACUCCAACGCAAAAAGGACAAGAUAGUAUGUUCGAGUUGUGGCAUUAAUUGGCCAUUUGCAGCACCAAAGAGUGAACCUGUGGAGGAAGAAGAGGAUGAACAGCCAACUCAGACGCAAAUGCAAACUCAAACUCAAACGCAGCAGCCAUCAUCGAGUGGAUCCAAAAGGAAGCGAUAUCGAUUCUCGGUUGAUGUAGAACCCGACUCUGCCUCUGUGAGAAGAAGCACCCGGUUUUCUACACGACGAAGGUAAUAUCGGAACUCGUCGUGCUUGCGACUCUCUCAUCCAGCAUUUUUCUUCCAUAUAUCUUGUGCCGAUGAAUGUGAGGCAAGUAUUUUUGUUGACUACAAAACAACUGAAGUGAAUCUAAAAGUGGGGCUCCUCCACAGUUUCAAUGUCAAGAAACUAAGGGUUUCACAGUAGCUGUAUAUUUGGCAGUUGGCACUUUGUUAGCAUCCUGAACUUGUAUAGUUGGUAGGAGGUGAAGAACACAUGACUUGGUUAGCUGCUCCUCUUGUAAAUCAUUUCCAAGACAAGUUAACCUUCUCUUUGGAGAGCAGAUACUACUCACAAGACAAGUUAAGUAUAUUUUUGUUUUGUGUGGAUGAACACACCCUUUAUGUCCAUCAUACUAUUAUGUUUUUCUAUCGUAGAUCUUACUUACAACCAUGUUCCAUGUUUUGUGGAUUACGACCUUGACCUUUGAUCGCUCCAUCUAUCCAUGUUGUCGGGCUGGAUUAGUAAUGGGCUUUGGCUGAAAUUCAAGAUGGCCCAAUCGAUCCAACUUGAUAAACAUAAUACUUCUAAAUUUGGCUGCUCCACAGCCCACUCUCGAUCAAGCUCGCAAUUGCUCUGCAUUUUUUCCCCUUCUGAUUGAGGGUGGUUCGUUCAGGGCAAGAAUCAGCAGCAAAUACAGAUGAAUGUGUGGA
This is a messenger RNA of Linum trigynum, 2336 nucleotides long. The record is from the annotation of a GenBank genome assembly. Lineage: Eukaryota; Viridiplantae; Streptophyta; Magnoliopsida; Malpighiales; Linaceae.